CGCCUCCAGAGCCCCUACCCGCGUGGGUUGAGCAGUUUUCCCCGGAGAUGCAGAGGUGGUACCGGUUGGCGCUGGCCGGAGGGCGGAACGCGUCAGAGAUACAGCCUCCCGGCACCGUGCAGCAGCCGGCCCUGCCGCCUUCUGUGGAAGAACUUUGCGGCAGCACGUCCCUCCCCGAGUCCCUCCCAGACCUACGUCACGGCAACUUCAGCUGCGCCAAAAUCGCUCACUACAACAUCUACGUGCGCAUGUGCAUCGCUAAAUGUCACGUGGGUUAUCAGACCGAUGACGCAGGCCUGCUGUUCUGCAACCGCGGCCGAUGGGCACCGAUCCAGCCCGAAGUCGUGUUGACGCUCGUCGGCGUCGGUCGGGCUGCCGACACGAUGCCGAACACCGACCCUCGGGCGUUAGAGUACCUUGGCAUCCCCGACGAAAUUUACGCGGACGUUGCUUUAAACAUUUUAGUGAAGCUUGACUACGUCCCUAACCUUUCUAUUGUGGAUACAUAUCUAGACAUGAUCUCGGAGAACAAUAUCAUCGACUUUGACAUGAUGCGACAGUUGCUGAUCUGGGUCGGUCCAAAUAUCGAGCAUAUCGUCGCCAACCUGGACUUCCUGGACGUUCUGUCUCGACUAGAGACAUUUGGGGCCACCAGACAUCCCGUUUGCAGAACCGUGGUUUGUAGUGAAGACUAUGAGAAUUUAGCUCAUGGUCAAGUGAACAGCAGCACAACCACGUACAUGUCAGAAGCCAGAGUGGUUUGUGAGCGAGGCUACUUGCCCCGGUACCCUGUACUGACGUGCACGGCUUCAGGACAAUGGGACAAACCCGCACUGUGCGACCCAGGUAGGGCGUUAUUUAUGUGAUUAAAUGUUAGAAGCCAGAGUGGUUUGUGAGCGAGGCUACUUGCCCCGGUACCCUGUACUGACGUGCACGGCUUCAGGACAAUGGGACAAACCCGCACUGUGCGACCCAGUAAACUGCAGCCUACCUGAGGACCCCCCGCACGGCUCGUACCUGUGCCAGGGUCACGUGUUCUCGGACCGCUGUGACGUCAUCUGUGACAUGCGGUACGUACCGGAAACAAACGACACCCUGGGCUGCAGCUGGACCGGAAACUGGAUAACCUUUCGCGGAGAAAACACGACGGAGAUGGAAAAUGCGUUAUCAGCAGGUUUGGGAAAUAAUACACUAUUCUGCAUCAAAACAUAUACCUUAUGAAUGAUUUUUUCUUUCUAUUUUGCAUCGGGCGUUUGAUCUUUGUCAAGAUAGUCUCAUAACAUAUAUGAUUAUAGACUGGGGUUUGGAACGUUGAUUUGACAGUGAAGUGUAUAUACAGAUACAGAUACAGACUAUGUGAGCAUCGUACUUUUCCCUUUUGCAGACAACGUUAUCCCACAAACUCUGGUUUGUG
This is a messenger RNA of Branchiostoma floridae (Florida lancelet), 1414 nucleotides long. RefSeq lists its product as uncharacterized. Bases 48 to 866 code for a protein of 272 amino acids. The transcript has 5 exons. The record is from RefSeq and is a predicted model, not a curated record. Lineage: Eukaryota; Metazoa; Chordata; Leptocardii; Amphioxiformes; Branchiostomatidae.